UGGGGUCCUAAAAAUGCGUCAAAAGCGCCGCCACUUUACCUCAAAUGCAUGGACGAUGCCGGACUUCUGUGCUGCAUAUGGUUGUUCAAAUGAACGAAAUCUAAAAACCAGACAGCAAGGGAUUAAAUUUCACAAAUGACCUGGUGCUCUUCACUGUUCCAUUUAGUGCAGUGAUUCAACCCUUUUUCUGGACAUAUUUGUGUAUCACCACUCCUGAAGAGAGAGAGCUGGAGAGGCUGUCACAUAGCCUUGCCCAAAAUAUUGCGAUUGGCUUUUCUUUUUGCAUCAGGUGACAGCAUGUGGCAAUAGAGCAUCGCCCAUGUUCUUUUAUUCAACUCCAGGGCAGACACAAAUUGCACAGUUGCCCAAAUGCCCAAAGUGUCCAAAUGUCAAGACUGCACCUGAUGGUCGAUAUUUUUGGACCUGGCAAGGCUUAUGCUGCUUACACCACGGGCUGAGCUGAACUGGAAUCGAAAAUGAAUUGGGCGUCUUUUUACGCCGUAAUCAGCGGUGUAAAUAGGCAUUCAACAGGCAUUGGGCGCAUCUGGCUCUCUGUCAUCUUCAUCUUUCGCAUCCUGGUUUUAGUAGUGGCUGCUGAAAGUGUAUGGGGUGAUGAGAAGUCUGGUUUCACCUGCAACACCCAGCAACCAGGUUGCAAUAGUGUGUGUUAUGACCAGUUCUUUCCAAUCUCCCAUAUCCGUCUCUGGGCCCUGCAACUGAUUCUCGUCUCAACACCUGCACUGCUGGUAGCUAUGCAUGUUGCUCAUCGCCGGCACAUUGACAAAAAGAUCCUAAAAUUAUCAGGACGAGGUGCCACUAAGGAGUUUGAACAAUUAAAAAAUCAGAAAUUCAAGAUUACCGGUGCACUUUGGUGGACAUAUAUGAUAAGCAUAAUUUUUCGCAUAGUUUUUGAGGUGGCCUUUUUAUACAUAUUUUAUGUAAUCUACCCUGAUUUCAAAAUGGUGCGUCUUGUCAAGUGUGAUUCUUAUCCCUGCCCUAACACAGUGGACUGCUUUGUUUCUCGUCCAACAGAGAAGACUAUCUUUACUGUGUUCAUGCUGGUGGUAUCUGGGGUUUGUGUUUUGCUAAACAUUGCAGAGGUGCUGUAUUUAAUAGGUAGAGCCUGUGCCCGCUACUUGCAGAAGCCAGAAGGUGAUCCACAAGGACCCUGGCUCUCUCAAAUGCUCUCUCCUUACAAGCAAAAUGAAAUCAAUCAGCUCAUAUCAGAGCAUUCAUUUAAGCCAAGAUUGAAUUUGGCCAGAAAGAGCCCUAUUGACAAAGGGGAGAGAUGUUCUGCCUUUUAGCUGCUACCUUUUGGAAGGUUAAACUAAUCAUUGGUAACUUGGAGUUUAGUAAUUAUGACCAGUAUCAUCCUUAUUCAUAUAUUGGGUUAAUGAUAAAUUGUACAAAAAUGUUGAAUUUUGUAACUUUUUAAGGAGAAGCAAUAAAAAUGGCAAUGGCAAUUAGCAAAAUCUAGAUAUAUUGUCCAAAACAUUGGUUGUGUUCCCAAGUAUAUUUCCUUUUAAGUUGCUUUUUUUGUUGUUUGUUUGUUUGUUUGUUUGUUUGUUUGAUUUUUGGGAGACCCUACCAUGAUAUGGUUAAUAUGUAAAAAGCAUCUAUACAUAUUUAAUGUUAUGUUAAAAGCUUGAAAAAUGUUGAAAAUAUAAGUCAAUCCAGGCCAGGUGAUAUUUUCAAUAUAAUAAUAAUUAUAAAAAUAAUUCUGUAUAUAUGUUUAAUGUACAGUGAUAUUGGUACUACAAGGCUAUUGUGUUUGUUCAGUGUUUGCAUAAAGUAACUUGAUGUUCAAAGAUUUGCUGUUUUUUAGAUUAACAUCCUGAGUCAACACAACAUAGAUUUUAGCAUGAACUUUCUUAGGAUUAUGCUUUUAAUGCAGUCAAAUGAAUAAAAUAUAUUAAUUAUUUGUCUAUUUGUUCAGCACCACAUUUUUUUUCAGAAUGUAAUACAUCAUAUGACAUGUUCAUUUUAUAAAAAAGAAUCAAGCUUAAAUUUGUUUAUUUUUGCAUUCAGUGUUUAAAUAACUGUCCACUAUGAUGUCAACUGUUCUAUGAUAGGAUAGUCCAAAAUGCUAUAUGUUGCCAAUGUUAAAUAAAUCUAAUUAUGGAUGUCUUAUUGGCUUGCAACCCUGUUAUUUGAAGGAAUUUUUUAAAAAAUGAUUAAAAAAGCGAGGGGUGUGUCUGAUCAUUUUCAAUAGAGAGUGUGCCAUAUACUGUACACAGUGACAAUGUGGAAAAUGGUUCUCAAUUAUGGAUACUGAUUAGACAUGGGGAUAGGUUUUUGGCUCUGUGUGAAUGAGCAACAUUGAUGUGUACACAUUGAAAAAAAUAAUUGGUACCCUUUCUAUUAAAAAAAU
This is a messenger RNA of Tachysurus fulvidraco (yellow catfish), 2371 nucleotides long. It is a transcript of the gene gjb1b, whose product is annotated as gap junction protein beta 1b. Bases 477 to 1304 code for a protein of 275 amino acids. Gene Ontology annotation, cellular component: connexin complex. Gene Ontology annotation, biological process: cell communication. The record is from RefSeq and is a predicted model, not a curated record. The transcript has 4 exons. NCBI's taxonomy places the organism in Eukaryota, Metazoa, Chordata, Actinopteri, Siluriformes, Bagridae.